GUAAAAUCGUAAUUUAAAUUCCUGUUGAACAUUUUCUCAAUCUUGACAAUUGCUAGUUAAAAUAUAAUCUUUAAUUUAUUUAGAUUGGAUUCUAGCUGUUUCUAAAUUAUGGAAGAAACAUCCAAACGAGGUGACCUUUCUAAUCAUACUAGUUGUUCCGUUAACAAAGAGAAGUCUGCGUCAGAGCGCGAGAGGGGCAAGAAAAGAAAAGGGUCCCACGAAUCUGAUGAGGUCCCGAAGAGAUCUCGGUCGGGUGCUCAGGCCGGUCUUUCUUCCGAGAAAGGAAGAGAAAAGGCCACAAGUUCAGCAACCACGGAAACCAACUUGACUCAAAGAUAUGGCCGCUAUCGGCGGACACCUAGUGCGCUUCCAGACGGCCCCAGGUCGGGUGUUGAGCCUGUUCCCACUGACGAUGAGCCAGACGGAGUAGAAAAACCUUUGUCUGGCCUUCCAGACGCCAACCUACGGAAACCCAAACGAUAA
Molecule: messenger RNA, 483 nt
Organism: Mya arenaria
Lineage: Eukaryota; Metazoa; Mollusca; Bivalvia; Myida; Myidae
Exons: 5
Coding region: 109-483 (124 amino acids)
Source: RefSeq, a predicted model, not a curated record